AUGGCGGCGCAAAGGGCAGCAGUCAAGACUACCUACGAAGUCAAUCGCACUCUGCAGCCCAUCUAUUCGGGUGGGAGUCUAGCUCUUAGUGAAGAUGGCCGCAUACUGGCCGCGUCUCUGGGAGAAGACGUGCUGCUCACAGAUCUUUCCAAUGGCAAGGAGCUGGGCAGGGUACAAAGCGAUGGCGAGGCAAUCACAGCUUUGGCUCUAACGCCUUCUGCCUCCCACCUGAUCAUUUGCUCGCGAUCGCUUUCCAUGCGCAUAUUAUCGCUUCUCCCUUCCGACACCGACGAUGAGAUGCUCCAGCUUGAGCUCCUCCGAACAUUGCGACCGCACACUUCGCCCGUGGUUACGUUGGCGGUAGACCGGACAGGCACGCUCGUAGCAACUGGCGGCGCAGAUGGCGUUGUCAAGGUGUGGGACAUUCGCGACGGCUACACGACACACAAUUUCCACGGACAUGGUGGGGUUGUGUCAGCUCUACAUUUCUUCCAGGUUGAGGUUGCGGACAGGGACGAUGCAUCAGAGAACAACAAGAAAUGGAAACGCACCAAAUCACAGCCAGAAGAAGAUGAGGAAGCUCAGCAAGAUGGCAGGCUCGAGUUCCGACUGGCGUCUGGCGCCGAGGAUGGCAAGAUCCGCAUCUGGAACCUGCACAACAAGAAGAAGCCCGUCGCUGCAGUCUUGGAUUCGCAUGUCUCCGUCGUGCGAUCGUUACAAUAUUCGCCCGAGGAGAAUGUUCUGGUUUCAGGAAGCAGGGACAAGACGUUGAUACUAUGGGAUUCGCAGAAAUGGAAAGCACAGCGGACUCUUGCGGCUCUAGAAGGAAUCGAGAGCGCAGGCUUCGUUGCAGCCGGGAAGAUCAUAUUUUCCGGCGGAGAGAAUGGCCGAGUACGACUCUGGUCUGCAUCGACUGGCCAGGAACUCACCCAGGAGCAAGAGCCAGGAAUCGAGACUGAUGAAAUCGUCAACAUCCUGCACCAUGCCUCGCUACCAUAUCUGGUUUCCGUACACGCCGAUCAGGUCCUCAAUUUCCACGCCCUCAAGUCAGUGGAAGCCUUAGUUGACGAGACUAUCGAACCGCUCUCCAUCUUCCGACGCGUGUCUGGCACGCACGACGAAGUCAUCGACAUGGCUUAUGUCGGACUAGACAAGUCUCUUUUGGCUCUGAAUACCAACUCAGAAGACAUUCGGAUAGUUACACUGAAUGAGUCCGACCCCACAGACGGAGCCACCCAGGGCAGAUAUUUUGGCGCAGAUGUAGGGUUGCUGAAAGGCCACGAAGAUAUCGUCAUCUGUCUAGACGUGGACUGGUCAGGGCACUGGCUCGUAACAGGUGCUAAAGAUAACACAGCACGACUCUGGCGACUGGACCCUGCGAACGAUUCUUUUACAUGCGCUGCUGUUCUUACCGGACACGCAGAGUCGUUGGGAGCAAUCGCCCUGCCACACACCAUACCCCAAGAAUCUUCAGCAGCAUACACCGAUCCAUUAUCGCACCCACCAGCAUUCAUCGUGACGGGUUCCCAAGAUCGGACUGUAAAGCGAUGGGACGUCACAAAAGAAGUGAAGCAGAAGUUGCGCGCAAAGUACACCCGGAAAGCCCACGACAAGGACAUCAAUGCCAUCGAUAUCGAUCCUUCCAGCAGCUUAUUCGCUUCAGCAUCGCAAGACCGCACGGUCAAAAUUUACUCAGCCACCGAAGGAGAAGCUAUCGGAGUAUUGAGAGGUCAUCGCCGUGGCGUGUGGACCGUCAAAUUUGCGCCUAAAAGCUCGCAAGCCCCUAAUUCCGGCAGCAAGGGUUUGAUCGCAACGGGUAGCGGAGACAAGACAGUCAAGAUCUGGAGUUUAGCAGACUACAGCUGCCUGCUCACCCUCGAAGGCCAUUCCAACAGCGUCUUGAAGCUCGCAUGGCUGCCCUACCGUCCAGUCGACGCCCGCGACAAGCGUGGGGCACAAAUUGCUUCCGCAGCCGGUGAUGGACUCGUCAAGGUAUGGGAUUCAGUGUCCGGUGAAACGAUGUCGACACUCGACAACCAUACUGAUCGUGUUUGGGCCCUAAUUGCACAUCCUGCGACAGGCACCCUGGUAUCUGGUGGUGGCGACAGUGUCAUUACCUUCUGGGAAGACACAACCACAGCGACGCUCGAGGCCGCCACAACCGCCGAAACAGAGCGUGUGGAGCUAGAUCAGAAGCUGCAAAACUACGCAUAUGCUGGGAACUACCGCGAGGCCAUCACACUGGCCCUGCAGAUGGACCAACCCGGCCGCUUGUUCUCACUGUUCAAGAGCGUGGUUGAGACGGAGAAACCAGACGAGGGGAGCAUGUCCGGCCUCGAUGCCGUCGACGACGUCCUAGGAAACUUGGCAGAUGAGCAGCUCUAUAAACUUCUUUUGCGUCUGCGAGACUGGAACACAAACGUCCGAACCGCUACUGUGGCUCAGAAGAUUCUCUGGACCGUCGUCAAGUCUUAUCCUGCAUCGAGGCUCGCAAGUCUGAGACCUGCGGGCAAGGUCGGGGCAAAGGGCAGUCUCAAGGAUGUGCUCGAUGCCAUUAAAGCGUACUCGGAGAGGCAUUACAAGAGAGUGGAGGAGCUGGUGGAUGAAAGUUAUCUUUUGGAUUUUACACUUCGGGAAAUGGACGAAGUGGGAGGCGAGAUG
Dothidotthia symphoricarpi CBS 119687 is the source of this 2661-nucleotide messenger RNA. Its product is annotated as WD40 repeat-like protein. NCBI's taxonomy places the organism in Eukaryota, Fungi, Ascomycota, Dothideomycetes, Pleosporales, Dothidotthiaceae. Gene Ontology annotation, biological process: endonucleolytic cleavage to generate mature 5'-end of SSU-rRNA from (SSU-rRNA, 5.8S rRNA, LSU-rRNA); endonucleolytic cleavage in 5'-ETS of tricistronic rRNA transcript (SSU-rRNA, 5.8S rRNA, LSU-rRNA). The record is from RefSeq and is a predicted model, not a curated record. The annotation marks the transcript as partial. Gene Ontology annotation, cellular component: 90S preribosome; nucleolus; small-subunit processome. The transcript is spliced from 3 exons. Gene Ontology annotation, molecular function: U3 snoRNA binding; protein binding.